AUGAAGAUGCAAACUUCUUAUUUGAAGUGCUCUGUUGUUGGUGAUGCUCAAGUUGGCAAAACUUGCCUUACCAAAAUGUUUGUUGGAGAGAAGGGAGAAGAAAAAUAUACACCAACCAUCUUUGAAAAUUAUUCUGGUGAAACAGUUUGCAGAGGAAAGAAAGCCAGUCUCUCUAUCUAUGAUUUACCCGGUCAGCACGAUUUCGAUCAGAUGCGGAAAUUUGCCCUGAAAGAUAGUAAUGUUAUCAUCAUUUGUUACAAUGUUCAGAAUAGAAAAUCUUUCGAAAACGUCCAGUCUGUGUGGAUUCCAGAAAUACGCCAGUUCCUAGGAAAGUCCGUACCCAUUGUUCUUGUAGGAAUUCUGUUGAAUAAAAAACAGGUCAAAAGUGUGUCAAGAAGGGAGGCCAUUAAAGUUACCUCCCAGAUGCAACUUCACGACUACUUUGAGAUAUACUCUGGUGAUAAUGUUGAGGUAUCCUGUCUGUUUUCUUGUGUCGCAAACAUUGCCAGGAAAACAAAGAAGAGAAACUUCUCUUUUCUUAGACGUAUCUUCGUUAAAUGA
Messenger RNA from Saccostrea echinata, 561 nucleotides. RefSeq lists its product as uncharacterized. Gene Ontology annotation, molecular function: GTP binding; GTPase activity. The transcript is spliced from 2 exons. Gene Ontology annotation, biological process: small GTPase-mediated signal transduction. Lineage: Eukaryota; Metazoa; Mollusca; Bivalvia; Ostreida; Ostreidae. The coding region runs from base 1 to 561 and encodes 186 amino acids. The record is from RefSeq and is a predicted model, not a curated record.